UUUGUAAACUGGGUGACUCCAAGAGGAUACAUUUUUUGAUGCAUGCUUGCCAAGAGUCUUGGCAUCAGCACUACUUACCAUCAUCCAAACUAGGAAUAGAUUGUUUUAUGGUAGAUAAAAUCAUUGUGCUAUGACAACACUGGCUCAAAUCUUUAUCUGCGAAGAGGAAAAACUGCAGAUAGCAAGUUGCACACAUGUGCAGAAAGCAAACCCAACCCUUGCAAAUAAUGCACCCAUAAGUACCGCGUCUGUACCAAAAAAAGAACAAUUUGUCUUUUACACAUGACUAUGCCUGGCUUUAAAAAAAAUGAAAAGAGCUGAUUGGGUAAAAUUAAAAUGUUUUCUUUAUUAGUUUUGAUACAUUCCAGCAAAUACAUCAAAAACGUUAAUGAUACAUUUGAAUGAUGAAUCUUCAUGUGCUGUAUUUAUCAAUAGGCUUUUGAAAUAAGCAUAAAAUUGAGAGCAUUACACUAGUAAGCCAUUAAUCUUGACUUUUGCAUUCUACCUCAUACAUUUAAUGGUAACUUGUAUUUUUUCUUUUUUUGUUCUCAAGCCAUUCACAGCUGUUGAAGAAUUUCAGUAUUUGAACAAUUUGAUGCUCUUUGUAUGCUCCUGCGCUUGUGAUAAAAUAAUUCUUAUCUUAAACGUCAUUACUGAUAACACAAAGGUUAAAUUAAAACAUGAAUAGUAGGCUGCUUUCCCUUAUCCAAACCAGUAACCUGACUGGAAGCUGCUGAUAGGACAUUGAAGGACAGCCCCCAAAGGAGGCAAAGGCAGGGGAUUAAAAAGUUCAAUGCAUUUAAGACAGCCGCACUCAGGCGGAACAGCACCUGACAGCUCAAACAGGUUUGAUAUUGAUUUUUAUCAGCUAACAAUUAAGGAACAUUGACAAUAAUUCUGCAAUUGCACCACAACAUCAGGCCAGUUCAACAUGGACAAAACAAGAGAUGCGCAAGAGGAAGUCAAAUGGAAAAACAAAGUUGAAUACAUGCUGACCUCCAUCGGUUUUGCAGUUGGGAUUGGAAACGUUUGGCGUUUCCCCUUUCUUUGCCAAACAUAUGGAGGAGGAGCUUUCCUCAUCCCUUACUUGUUAGCGUUGGCAUUUGAGGGUCUGCCCCUACUCUACCUGGAGAUGGCAAUUGGACAGAGGCUCCGCAAGGGAAGCAUUGGCGUGUGGAAGACCAUAUCACCCUAUCUGGGUGGAGUUGGUAUUGGCUCUAUGGUUGUAUCCUUCCUGGUGUGCAAUUUCUACAACACCAUCUUAGCCUGGGUCUUCUGGUAUUUCUUCAACUCCUUUCAAAACCCACUGCCAUGGAGCCAGUGUCCACUCAAUGCUAAUCGUACAGGUUUAAAUGAGGAAUGUGUGAUAAGCACACCAGUAAAUUUCUUCUGGUACCGCCAGACCCUGAACAUCACCACUGACAUUAAGAUCAGUGGUUCCCCUCAGUGGUGGUUGGUGGUCUGCCUUGCCUGCGCCUGGUUGACGAUGUAUAUCUGUAUCAUCAAAGGAAUCCAGUCAAUGGGAAAGGCAGUGUAUGUGACAACCACCUUGCCUUAUGUGGUGCUCACCAUUUUUCUGGUCCGCGCUCUCACCCUGCCCGGAGCAACAGAUGGACUGGUUUAUCUCUUUACUCCUGAUUGGGAGAUACUGAAGAACCCUCAAGUGUGGCUUGAUGCCUCAACUCAGAUCUUCUUCUCUCUCUCAGUGGCAUUUGGAGGUCUCAUUGCAAUCUCCAGUUAUGCUAAUGAGAAGAACAACUGCGAAAAGGAUGCAGUCAUUGUGGGAUUAAUAAACAGUGGCACAUCCCUAUAUGGAGCCAUAUCCAUCUUUGCCAUUCUGGGUUUCAAAGCCAACAACGGGUAUAACUCCUGUCUAAACGGAAACAUCUUGACUCUGACAAACCACUUCGAGUAUUCUGACCAGAAUAUAACAAGGGACAACUAUGACCAUUGGGUUGACUAUCUGAAUUCAACAUAUCCAGAUGAGCUCUCCAGCCUGCAAUUGAAACCCUGCAACCUGAAAACAUUCCUUGACCAGAGUGCUUCUGGAACUGGCCUGGCUUUCAUUGUGUUCACUGAAGCAGUACUGGAGAUGCCAGGCUCGCAAUUAUGGGCGGUAUUGUUUUUCCUGAUGCUCUUCAGCUUAGGCCUCUCUUCCAUGUUUGGGAAUGCAGAGGGAGUCCUAAGGCCUUUCAGUGAUCUCAAUCUGGUACCCAAGUCAGUACCGAAAGAACUUAUAACAGGAGCAUUUUGCUUGAUGUCAUUUUUGAUUUCCCUCAUCUUCACCAUGGGGUCUGGGAACUACUGGGUUGAAGUAUUCAACGGCUACGUGGGCUCGGUUCCUCUCCUCAUUAUUGCAUUGUUUGAACUUAUUGGAGUUGUUUAUAUUUAUGGAAUGAAUAGAUUCAGUGAGGACAUCCGAUAUAUGACUGGGAAGAGGCCGAAUCUUUAUUGGAAAAUUUGUUGGACUACUAUCAGUCCUUUAAUGCUUCUGGUAGUGUUGAUUGCGUAUGUGGUCCUCCAAGCCCAGAGACACCCAACAUACCCUGCAUGGAAUCCUGCUUACGAACACUUUCCCAAAACGGAGGACAAGCCCUAUCCAGACUUUGCGUUUGCCGUAAUCGUCCUUCUCUGUACAGUACCUGUGGUUUCCAUCCCACUGGUGGCUAUCUACAAAGGAAUCCAAAAGGCCAAGUGGACGUCUUCUACAAAGGAAGGGCUAAACCCAUACGGCAAUGACGGCUUUGAGCCUGAAGCGCAGUAACCUCUGCAGUUGUUAUCAUGAACUAUGUUUCCAUUCCUGAAAAGGAACAUUGUUGAUAGCUAGCAUUUGCUUUCUUUCAUGUUCAUACUUUGAUUUUUUGUAAUGACCUAACACAACAUAUUGUUGUCUGUUGGGUAUGAAUAGAGUAGUUUGUACUUGUAGUUGUGGAAUUUUGGCACCAUGACAGAAGAUCUUAGGGUAUUGAUGUUUCAGUCAGUUAAAGAAGGGAGCAAAUUCAUUACCACAUGGUGAAUGAAGGCCUGCCAUCAUUAAUGCAAUAUUUUAAUGUUUUUUACCCUGCACAAUGACAGUAAAUAUUAAACUUACUGGAAUUGCUUUCUUUGAAAUCUGAAUGGAAACAAACACAAAGCAUAAAUUGAAGUCCAGAAGUGCAAGACAAUAGCUGAAACAGCAUUGUUGGAGUUUUGUAUUGUGAUCUUUAUCUGGUAAAUGGUGGGAUUGUGGACUAUGUAAAAAGACGGUGAGUCAUUGUUUAAUACAAAGGUAAAAGCCGUUUUCUCUCUCACCGCACUAAAUGAUGUUACAAAUUGUUAUUUUAACCCUGAAUAGUUCUGAUGGAAAAAUUUACAUCCAAACCUGUCAGCUGCUGAUGUUUGUUUAUUUACAGUGAGAUUUUAUAGAGGUCAGUUGACACUCUUUAAGUUUGAAUGGUCAAGAAGUCCGUAGGGGUCCUGGGAUUGGCUGCCUGCCUCACCCUGGCCAGUGGCAAAUCUCCCAGACGGCGCUCCAGACUACGCUUCCCUGAAAAGAACAUUUUUCUUUAUUUUUAAAGAACUGCUGAGUAUGCAUUUCCUGAAGGCACUUACGUUUUUGCAGAUGGGGAAGCAUCCCCUUGUAGAGUGACCGAUGUUGCGACAACACCAGCAGAAAGGAAAGGCAGAAAAGCAACUCCACUGCUUCAUCUGGCAAAAUGCCAGCCAAGGCUUUAUAACCUAACAAUUCGAGGCAGAGGCGCAGAGGUCACACAUAAAGUUUUAAUUUUCUUAUGAACUUCAAAUGGACCCAAAUAUUUCAAGUGUAUCCAAGUGGAAAACCUUUGUUGCAACGCUUCAGGAGCUGAUUGGUAUACUGAGCCAUGUCCCAUAUCAUCCGCAGAAAGUUGACAGGGUUCUUUGCAACCUUUUGGCCAAAGGGUAAUCCCUGAGCACACACAUGGAAUCUAAAAAUAGCCCAAAAGGGAAAUAAAAAUGUUUACAUAACGUGAUGGCAAUGGCAAUUCAAUUAGUUUUCUCCUUGUGUAGGUAGUGAUUAACCAGCCUUUUAUUAAAUCAAGGCAAGUAAAGGGGGGCGGGGGGUGUCUGGAAGUGGUAGUCUGGGAUAAGUCUUCACCUGAAAGCAUGGAGUAGCACCAACUCAUAGAUGUUCUUGUAGACUGUUGCCACAGAGUUUAUCUGCGCAGAAUAGAGUCAUUUCAUGUUAUUAGCCUACACAAAAAUACAACUUGCACAGAAGUUAAAUAAAGAAUGCUGUGAAUUUAAAUGAGUUAAUCCAUUAGGGCAGUUUGGAAGAAUUGUAUUUAAGGGAACCUCGUACUUAACUCAUUCACUCCCAGCCAUUUUCACCGUAACAAGGCCCUUCGCUCCCGGCGGUUUUACUGGAUUUUGACUGAUUUUGCAAGGCCCACAGAAAAUUCUGUUCUAUUGCUAUAUAAACAUGGAACCCAUCAAAAGAAAGAUUAGACUCUUCUUUCAGCAGAUAAAAAAGUAAAUUCAUAUCUUUUUCCAUUCUUUAGAAAUCAGCAUUAGAAAAUAGCUUAGUUUGAGCAAUUUUCCCAUUUCUGAUGACAAAACGGAGAAAAUGAGCUUUUUGUAAACGCAUACAUUUCAAGCAUAACUUUGACUUUAACACAGUUAUUUUUUGCUUCAGUUACAUCCCAAACAUCUGAAUGUUUUCUUUUUACAAAUAUGAAAAUAACAAACAACCAGACAAAUAGAGCUUUUGAUAGCAAUGUAACAAUUUAUUUACACGUAACCAACUGAGAUAUGACCCCGUGGUGGCUGCGACAGCGGGUUAAACUUUUCGCUGAUCGCCGCCCGUCUAGUAAAGAUGGAUUUUUUCUUUAGUCUUUC
Corythoichthys intestinalis (scribbled pipefish) is the source of this 4854-nucleotide messenger RNA. RefSeq names its product sodium-dependent neutral amino acid transporter B(0)AT3-like. The record is from RefSeq and is a predicted model, not a curated record. Bases 932 to 2764 code for a protein of 610 amino acids. Gene Ontology annotation, cellular component: plasma membrane. Gene Ontology annotation, biological process: sodium ion transmembrane transport. Lineage: Eukaryota; Metazoa; Chordata; Actinopteri; Syngnathiformes; Syngnathidae. The transcript is spliced from 12 exons.